UUCGUCUCCUCACCAUGACUAACAACGACCCUGAAGAGCAACAGCAAGAAGUCUCCCGUAAGAGAAAAUUAUCCGAUCCCUCCGUCGAUGAUGCCACAAUCGUCUCAACAGAUCAUGAUAUCGAGAUCUCGCAAGAAACCAACAACAAUAACAAUGUUUUUCUCACUCUCUCCCUCGGUAUCCAACAAAUCCCUUUCCAGCUUCCUCCUACACUCCCACCCACUGCACCCCCUCCUGUUUUCCAACCCCCACUGCCUGUGCCGCGAGCGGGCCCUACGAAGCAUCGACGACGUAACCCGACGCAGGCGCCGCGUGACGUGACUAAAGGGGAGGAUAUCCCGCAGCCCUACCCGUGGGCUACUACGAAGAGAGCCACGGUGCAUACAAUGAGCUAUCUUGAUUCGAAGAAUAUAAGAAGUAUUUCGGGUGACGUGCAAUGCAAGAGAUGUGAGAGGCAGUAUCAGAUGGAACUGGAUUUGCAUGAAAAAUUUAAGGACAUCGGGACGUAUAUGGCGAAAAAUAAAUCCACUAUGCAUGAUCGAGCCCCUGCGAGUCUGAUGAACCCGGUUCUUCCAACGUGUAAGUUCUGUAAUCAGGAAAACAGUGUCAAGCCCGUGAUUUCGGAGAAGAAGAAGACGAUUAAUUGGCUGUUUUUGCUUCUGGGACGAAUGCUGGGAUGCUGCACACUCGAGCAAUUAAAGUACUUCUGCAAGCACACCAAGAAUCAUCGCACUGGAGCCAAAGAUCGUGUUCUGUAUCUCACUUAUCUCGCGAUUUGCAAGCAGCUCGAUCCCAAAGGCCCCUUUGAUCGUUAA
Daucus carota subsp. sativus is the source of this 815-nucleotide messenger RNA. RefSeq lists its product as uncharacterized. The record is from RefSeq and is a predicted model, not a curated record. The transcript has a single exon. Bases 15 to 815 code for a protein of 266 amino acids. NCBI's taxonomy places the organism in Eukaryota, Viridiplantae, Streptophyta, Magnoliopsida, Apiales, Apiaceae.